Messenger RNA from Pogona vitticeps (central bearded dragon), 893 nucleotides. Lineage: Eukaryota; Metazoa; Chordata; Lepidosauria; Squamata; Agamidae. The record is from RefSeq and is a predicted model, not a curated record.
AAAAAGCCAUUCCUGAGAACAAAUGAAGCCAGUUCAGUUUCACUCAGACAGUCAGCACCAUGGGCAACUGGGUGGUGAAUGAGGGACUUUCCAUAUUUGUUAUUUUUGUGUGGCUGGGCAUAAAUGUCUUCCUUUUCUGGUGGUACUACUUGGUAUACGCUGAUGGGGAAAAAUUCUACUAUACAAGAGAACUCCUCGGGCCUUACUUGGCACUAGCUCGGGCACCCGCAGCAUGUCUGAAUUUCAACUGCAUGUUGGUUCUGCUUCCUGUGUGUCGAAAUCUACUUUCUUUCCUCAGAGGCUCAAGUGCGUGCUGCUCUGUGCGUGUAAGAAGACAGUUGGACAGGAACCUCACAUUUCACAAACUUGUGGCUUGGAUGAUUGCUCUCCAUACUACAAUCCACACAAUUGCACAUUUGUUUAAUGUAGAAAAACUGGUGGAUGCACGUACUAAACAUGAAGGAGACAUUCAGGCUGCACUGUCUGAUUUGGGUGAUCAUGAAGGAGAAUCAUACCUGAAUUUUGCUCGAAAGAGGCUUGAGAAUCCCGAUGGUGGUUUCUAUGUAGCAUUCACAACCCUGGCAGGCCUCACUGGUGUUAUCAUCACAUUGUGUCUAAUACUGAUAAUCACAUCAUCUACUAAAACCAUUCGAAGGUCAUACUUUGAAGUAUUUUGGUUUACUCACCACCUGUUUGUUAUCUUUUUUAUUGGCCUUGCCAUCCAUGGAGCUGGACAAAUUGUACGAGGACAAACACGUGCCAGUCUGGAUGUGCAUAAGCCACAUAUAUGUGCCAAAAAUUUCACUGAAUGGGGAAAAUCGCCUUCUUGUCCUGUACCACAGUUUUCUGGAAAUCCUCCUAUGACAUGGAAAUGGAUCAUAGGCCCAAUGAUU